UAUAAAUCAUCUAGCUAGACUGGUAUGAACAUAUUAGAAUAUAGUCGAAAAAAAUUUAAGUAGUGAUCUGAAAAAUAUGGGAAUCCCACAUGUUCUGGCUGUACCUUAUCCAGCACAAGGCCAUGUCAUUCCAAUGAUGGAGCUUCUCCAACGCUUUGUAAAGCAGGGGUUUAAGGUAACAUGCGUUAACACUGAAUUUAACCACAAGCGCGUGAUGAAGGCACUGAAUGGGACAGAUGGUCAUGUAGAGGAUGGGAUACAUAUGACCUCAAUCCCAGAUGGAUUAGGUCCAUCCGAGGAUAGAAAUGAUUUUGUGAAAUUUUUGAAAGGAAUAUUUCAGGUCAUGCCAGGGAAACUAGAGGAGCUCAUUGAAAGGAUCAAUGAAACCGAUGACAACAAAAUCACUUGCCUUGUUGCUGAUGAGACUAUGGGAUGGGCCUUUAAAGUUGCAGCGAAGCUUGGAAUCAGAAAGGUGGCUUUUUGGCCUGCAUCAGCUGCGCUCUUGGCUUCAAUGUUCAACAUUCCAAAGCUGAUUGAAGAAGGAAUUAUUAACAGCAAUGACGGAACUGUCAUAAAGCAUCAGAUGAUAAGUUUGCCAGCAAACAUGCCUGCAGUGAACACUGAAAAUAUGGCAUGGGUCUGUUUCCCUGACUUGGAAACUCAGAAAAGUGUGUUUGAUGUUAUACUUAAAACAAAUGAAUUUGUGAAACUAGCAGACUUUAUAGUUUGCAACUCAGCUUAUGAGCUUGAGCCAGCAGCAUUCACCUUGUUUCCAAAUAUCUUGUCAAUUGGUCCACUCAUAGCAGGCAAUCAACUUGGGAAGCAAGUAGGUCACUUCUGGCCCGAAGAUUCAACUUGCCUGUCAUGGCUCGAUCAACAGCCAGCUUGUUCGGUCAUAUAUGUUGCAUUUGGAAGCUUCACAGUUUUUGAUCCUGAACAGUUUCAGGAAUUGGCUCUAGGACUCGAACAAACCAAUAAGCCAUUCCUAUGGGUUGUGCGUCCAGAUAUGACUGAUAAAUUGAAUGAAGCCUAUCCAAAAGGCUUUAUUGAUAGAAUAGGAAGUCGAGGGCGAAUGGUGGGAUGGGCUCCCCAAGAAAAGGUUUUACGCCAUCCAUCUGUGGCUUGUUUCUUGAGCCACUGUGGUUGGAAUUCUACCAUUGAAGGUGUAAGCAAUGGGGUGCCUUUUCUCUGCUGGCCUUACUUUGCUGAUCAGUUCCUUAACAAGAACUACAUUUGUGAUGUUUGGAAAGUUGGAGUGGGAUUUGAGAAAGACGAUUGUGGAAUCAUUAGGCAAAGUGAGAUUAAGGACAAGGUCGAACAACUAAUUUGUGACAAACAGUUCAAGGCAAGAGUUUUGGAUCUCAAGGACAAGGUGGUGAAUACUGUCAAUGAUCAAGGCUGCUCUAACAAGAAUUUAAGCAGUGUAAUUGACUCGAUGAAAUGAAAAAUUGCAGAGGAUUCGAGUACUCAUUCCCCUCCCAGUACACUUAAAAAUGUUAUGCAUUGAAAAAUAUCAAACAUACAAAGAAAAGGGUAUUGUCAAUC
This is a messenger RNA of Daucus carota subsp. sativus, 1545 nucleotides long. Its product is annotated as UDP-glycosyltransferase 83A1-like. The record is from RefSeq and is a predicted model, not a curated record. Lineage: Eukaryota; Viridiplantae; Streptophyta; Magnoliopsida; Apiales; Apiaceae. The coding region runs from base 77 to 1444 and encodes 455 amino acids. Gene Ontology annotation, molecular function: UDP-glycosyltransferase activity. The transcript is spliced from 2 exons.